This is a messenger RNA of Cyphomyrmex costatus, 1577 nucleotides long. RefSeq names its product Glutamate NMDA receptor-associated protein 1 lifeguard (gene Lfg). NCBI's taxonomy places the organism in Eukaryota, Metazoa, Arthropoda, Insecta, Hymenoptera, Formicidae. Gene Ontology annotation, cellular component: membrane. The record is from RefSeq and is a predicted model, not a curated record. The coding region runs from base 287 to 1273 and encodes 328 amino acids. The transcript is spliced from 6 exons.
GUUGGCUCACUUCACGUCGCAUGGAUUUGACAUUUUGACCAUUAGCGGUGCACUUCAGUCGGAAUCAGUCGGAAUCAAACGCGUAAUCUGGGUUGGUUAACGUGGUGUUCGUCACCAUUCGUCACGGCGCGUGAAGUGCGUUACAUGCGGCUGCGUCGUUCGCAGUCGUUCGAUUGUCGGCCGAAUAAACAGCGAUUCGUCGUGCUACGUGUACGCCACAACUGCUAACUAGGGCACGACGAGUAAAGGGAUCCGUGCGUGAUACGAGCUAAAACAAAACCAAAAGAUGACAACUUGGCAAGCACCUGGUGCAGGGUUCUAUCCAGGGCAACAAGGUCCAGGUUCGUACCCGUAUCCUCAAAAUCCAGGGUAUCCACCACCACAAGAAGGCUAUCCAUACCCUCAACAAGCUCCAGGAUAUCCACCACCUUAUUCCGGUGGAAAUCCACCAGGUCCAGGAUUUAUACCUCCACCAGGUGUUCCACCAUACGGUGAAGCGCCACCGCCAGUUGGUCCAGAAUUCGGAGGAAUACCUCCAGGUCAUCCAGGAAUGUACGGGUCUGGUUAUGCAGAAGAUCCUAUGCAGGAUGAAGUUAAAGGAUUUGAAUUCAGUGAUAAAACUAUCAGGAAUGGCUUUAUUAGGAAAGUGUAUAGCAUCUUGAUGUGUCAGUUGCUUAUCACACUUGGGAUGAUUACUUUAUUGCUUUAUCAUAAACCGACACAAUUGUGGGUUAGAAGUCACUCAGAAUUGUUCUGGGUUGCUCUUGCCUUGACUCUUGUUCUGAUCGUAUGUAUAGCUUGCUGUACCAAUGUCAGGCGUAAAGCUCCGAUGAAUUUCAUAUUCUUGUUCCUAUUUACAUUUGCGGAAGCUUUUUUGCUGUCUGUAGUUGCAUCUACAUACGAGUCUCAUGAAGUCAUGCUGGCAGUUGGAAUUACAGCAGCAGUGUGUCUAGGAUUGACGAUAUUCGCAUUUCAGACAAAAAUCGAUUUUACCGGAUUACACACUGUUUUGUUUGUCGCUGUGCUAAUUUUAUUUAUUUUUGGUAUAGUUGCAAUGAUCUGGCAUGGAAAAAUUAUUACUUUGGUUUAUGCUUCGCUUGGCGCGCUAAUAUUCUCUAUAUAUCUGAUUUAUGAUACGCAAAUGAUGAUUGGUGGAAAACAUAAAUAUUCUAUUUCACCGGAGGAGUAUAUCUUUGCCGCAUUGAGUCUGUAUUUGGAUGUUAUCAACAUCUUCAUGUACAUUUUAACUAUUAUUGGCACUUCACGAGAUUAAUUGAUGUUAAUUAUGAUAUUUUGACUUGUGUUACAUUUACUAAGGAAUAUACACAUAAAGUCAGUUUUUACUUACCGCCGUCCUACUUUGCCUCUCCACAGUCAUUGUUCUGAGAGCGCACUGUAGGCGAACAAACAAUGAAGUAUAUGAAGGGGCGUAAUAUUGGCAAGACUUUAAUUUCUACGAAGAUAGCUUUUACAAAUUUUCAGAGAUUAAAAUAUCUACAUAAAAAUAGCACGCUUAUAUGUUUGAAACCUUUCGUGUAGUUUCAUAAGACAUGAAUAAUUUCCGACGUUUGAAAAGA